This is a messenger RNA of Chara braunii, 3737 nucleotides long. NCBI's taxonomy places the organism in Eukaryota, Viridiplantae, Streptophyta, Charophyceae, Charales, Characeae. The record is from the annotation of a GenBank genome assembly.
UUACAGUAUUGCUAAGUAACUAAGUUGUUAUAUAUCCAUUCUUCAAGGCGGUUCCCUUUGCGUGGCCGUGGCUCCAGCUAUAGGCAGCUACCGGCUGACUGGGUUUAUAUUUAUUAAUCUCUUUCUUUGGAUACGGCUAAUUUUGUGAUGUUACACUUACAUUCACAUACAUAAACGCUGAACUGCAAUCGCACAAGAACACGGCCACUGUCUGUGUGUGUGUGUGUGUGAGAGAGAGAGAGAGAGAGGGUCGUUAUGGAAGGGAGACGGAAUUGAGAGGGGGGAGGGAAGGAUAGUGUUAAUAAGGCAAGGCACAUUGAGGGAGGGAAAAGUGUGAGGACAAGAUAAGGGCAGGGUGGAGGUGGGUAAUUAGUCGAGCAAUCAACAGUCCAAGCUGAGAGAGGUCGUAUAAGAUUCCUUACAUCAUGGCGGACGAGAGGUCACGGGGUCCGCCAUAUGGGACUCAACCAGUGUAUGUGCAACCUUACAUGCCGGGACCUCAGUCUGUGUCUCCAUAUGCAAUUCCAGAUGUGCCUCAGCGGUAUGCCAUGCCUGGUACUACUGGGCCCUAUCCUCCACCAAUGUAUCCACCGCCGCCUGGUGGCCAAGUGCAGAGUUAUGGUUUUGAGAUUGGAGGAACAUCUGCUGGUGGUCCAGGAAAGGAAAAGCCACCGAGGAUGAUGUCGGGUGUGAGAGACGGUGAAACUGUGGAGCAGCAAGCUGGGAAAUGCCAGGAUCUUUGGGCGGCCAUCCUUUUUGUGAUGCAUUUCAUUGCAAUUGCUAUUCUGGCCGUCGUCCUGGGAGGCAAAGGUCUCAAGAAUGGUUUUGAGGAUAGUUCAGCACCGCCUUCGAAAACGAACGAUGUUGAUACCGAGGCGAGGGAAGUUGUGCCGCAACUGGUCGUGGCGGCCUUGGUGUCCUUUGUCUUCGCAUGGCUAUGGCUGCUGCUGACAAGAAAUUUCCCUAAAGCUAUGGUGACCUUUGCACUUUGGGGUGGUGUUGUGGCCUUCGGCUUUGCUGCAGUUGUUUCCAUUGUCCUUGGAAAACAAAUGAUCAGAUUUGCCAUAGUCUUUGCGAUUAUUGCUGUCAUUCAAGCAGUUUACGCAUUCCUUGUGAGGCAUAGAAUACCAUUUGCAGCUGCACUCUUGGGGAAAGUGACGUCUGUGGUAAAAAAGUUUCCUGCCACGAUUGUUGUCUCGUGCUGCUCAGUAUUCUUCUUGAUAGCAUGGUAUGCCUUAUGGGCCUUCGGUGCUGUAGGAGCGUGGACCCAGACACGAGCAGCCUUGGUGGUUUUCUUGCUCCUUGUGAGUUUGUACUGGACGUUGGAAGUGGUGCGGAAUGUUGUGCAUGUGACAGUGGCAGGGGCAAUGGCGACAUUUUAUUUCCAAGAGCACAACAUGCCGCCAAAUCCGACGAGGAAUGCACUUGGUAGGGCUAUGACAAAGUCCUUUGGCAGUAUAUGCCUGGGUUCGCUAAUGGUUGCCCUCAUUCAGGCUCUUCGCACAAUGGUUAGGAUGGCAGCAGGGAGGGACGGUGAAGAGAUGAACCCAUUCCUUGCAUCAUGUCUGCUAUGCAUUCUCAACCUCAUUGAGUGGCUGGUUCAGUACUUCAACAAAUAUGCAUUUGUUCAGGUAAUCGAGAGUGGUGUCGUGACGUACUAUGUCUGCUUUGCGGAGGAUCCGGCGACGCUUGAGCGCAACGAUCCCCAGUUCUUUCAGGUCCUGCAACAGCGGCGUGAUCAGGCACAGCAGUGACGACAGCGCCCCCCACGUUUUUCUUUUCUUUGUCGACAUGGAGCGAGAGAGAUCUGUGUAUGGUGGGUGAUGAAAAAUGGUAGUGCAAACUGGGUAUGAACAUAGACAUGGCGAGGAUCUGGUGUCUUUAUAUUUCCUUGUCAGUGAUUGUAUUAUGGUGGGAGAGACUUGUACAGCCCGGAGGGAAGAGGAGACAGUAGGCGCAGAGAAGGGAGGCGGGUAAGAAGAUGACGGGAAGAGGGGGGGGGGGGGGGGGGAGGAUGCCACUUGAAUGGCAGUUGUUUUGCCUGAAGGCUAUUGUUUUGCGAUAUCGCGACACAUUGGAGGGAGCAGACAUGUAGAUUGAGGAAAGAUGGGCUCUGCGAAGAUUUCCUGUGUACGAGGAGAGAAUGGGUUCGACGAUGCGGGGAAGGGAGAAGUGUGAAGUGGAUGAAGUUAGACUUGCAUGAAGGCUACUGGUGCGGCAGCGCAGCACACGUCAGGAAAUAGACUUGUAGAUUGAGACACAGGCGCCGCCGAUUCUUCACUAUAGCGAUUAGGGGGUCAGGGAUCAUGCGCGAGUGAGAAAAGCGGGGGGAAGGAAGCAGGACGUGCACUGGGUGGGCAGGGCAGUGCAGUCUCGUCCCAUAAGGUGGCUGGUGCGCAGCACUGUAUCCCUAGCAAGAAGCAGUUCCUAGACUGAGGCGAAGGCUGUGUGGAACGGUCCUGCAUUAGGAAAGAGAUGAUUUGAAGGCAGGGGUAUGGAGCACCUGACCCUUGGGAGCAAAGCAACCAUGGAAGCGAGAUAAGAUGCUUAAACCUCGACUCCUGCUGCACGACCAAGAAAAUUCCCAGUCGGUAUAAUCGGUCGGGCCCAACCACGCUUAGAAAACAGGUGUGGUGCAGGUUCGGACAGGGUGCAAAUUGAAGAUGCUCCCCAACCAGGUUUGGUUGGGAUUCCAGCCCAGGCUUGGGGUAUGGCAUCAGAAAAAGGUAUGGUGGUUUAAGGAAACUAGUCCUGUGCCGUCCACGUCGAGACGUCCUUCAAGGCAGGUGACGCCAUCACAAGGACCUUCAGAGUUAGGUAAGCCCAUCACAUUGACCUUUCGACGUAGGUAAGGCCAUCACAUUGACUUCUCGAGGUAGGUAAGCCCGUCACGAUGACAUGUCCACAGCGAAAAGGGGAUACAUGGGCAGUGGCUCCUUGGAUGGGUGGAUGGACUGGCAGGUGGCUGCACUCCUUGAUGUAGAAUGAUGGUCUGCUGACCGAAGGGAUCUGUCCGCGUUCAGAGAACAGAAGGUGGGAAGAGGUGCAUCCUGUCCGUGAAUAAUUCCUUCGCAAACAUCAUGAUUGCUAUGCAGCCUUGGCGGCAGAGAUGAAAACAAAAUGGAUGCAUGGAUGGAUGGAUGGAUGGAGGGAGGGAGGGAGGGAUGGAUGGAUGGAUGGAGGGAGGGAGGGAGGGAUGGAUUCAUCCCUGAGAGCGAAAGGAUGGGGGUGGACUGCAACAGGAAUGAUCUUCCCGUCGCUGCUGUUUUCAUGUUCUGGCUUUGUUGUACUCACACUUGGGAUUUCCUUGAUGUAUCUGACUGUAACUAUGCUUGGGUUCCGAUGCAGAAGUCCUAGUUUGUCCCGUACUCGUAGUUUCUGUAUUCUUUACUCUUUUCUGUUGUCAACCGUGUACUCGUUUUAUGAAAGGGUCUGCAUAGUCUUUCUGACUGUAGCUGGGCAUGAGAUCCCGUUGCCCGCAAAAAUUUGGAACUAUCAUUGUCCCACUUCCUUGAUUCGACACAUUGGCCGCAAAGUUGUUAUGUGCAUGUGGCAACUUGUUCUUCAAAUUUCUGUGCGCACAGGGUUCAAAGAAAGCUAGGAGGUUUCAAAUUUCUCUUUGGGUGGAGUAGUAAGGUACACUUGCAGGGUGAUGUGGAUGUGAUUUUUGGGUUUUGAAAUUCUGCGAGUGUUCCCUAUGUUUGGACAUGGCGAGUGUCGCUUACAGGUUUGAUGAG